Messenger RNA from Dermacentor andersoni, 2107 nucleotides. NCBI's taxonomy places the organism in Eukaryota, Metazoa, Arthropoda, Arachnida, Ixodida, Ixodidae. The record is from RefSeq and is a predicted model, not a curated record.
CCGGUAUUCUUUACAGCCAACUAUGACUUCGACAUCCUUUGCCUCCUUCCACAUCCUUGUAGAGCUUGUUAUGCUCACAUCGAUAUGGUCAUCGCACGUGCUGGAAUCGAAGGUAUACCCGCCAAAGGAAACUCUGCAUGGUUCAAUAAGCAGGUGGCAUGGAUUGACGGACAUAAUUGAGCCCCGUAUGGCAUUAUGGACUUCUCCAAUUCGAUGGCGAAGUCCUCAUGGUACACCUGGAGUGACUCCAAGUUGCAACAUAAAAUGUGGAAAAGAGAAAAAAGCUCUUUGUUUUACUGGCCCUGGAUGGUUGACUUGCCUGUGUGCCUGCGAGCCGGCCAGUGAUCCAUGCCCACCAGAGGGAAGGAAUGCGUGUGCGCAUGGCGUUCCCUGUAUAUGGACAAAUAGCACUACUAUGUGCCUUUGCACAUGUGCAAGCAGUGGAGUCACAACUGGAUCAGGCUGACCUGGAGCACUUUUACACCUACAUACCUGAGUCGUCAGGGCACCACUAAUUGAAAUCUUAACUGAUAAAUUUAUCAACUAUGUGCGCUCAGCUCAAUUUAAAAUUCAGAAGUUUUACAGGCUUUUUAUCUCCUAGGGCUCUUUCUACAUAACACACGUUGACUAUUAGAAGGCAAGGUACUGAAAUGAGUUGUUGGAAAAAAAAAUUGAAGUUAGGCUCCUAAUCAACUUUACACACUAACAUACGUCAUUGUGCCAACGUUGCGAGGUACCUGGGGAGUGCCGGAGUACUGCCUCUGGCAGGAAGCGAUGGCCGGGAACGACCUUGUUUGGCGGCAUAGCUACGGUGGCUAGAUGAGUGAGUGUGCCGUCUUCUGGCUGGGUAGUUAAGCGCUUCUCCGCCUCAUGAGGACAAAUUUGGCGCUGCAGUCAGAUACCUGUCUCAAGGACCGCUUGUCGCGUGCUGAGGUGGCCGUAUUGCAGCGGAAAUGCGGCGUAUUUAUCACUGUAUUUAAGAAGGAAUCAUUUAGACGAUCGUCUUUAAAACGCAUCACUUCGUCACUCGUGUACAAAUACUUGCUGAACAUUCGUCAUUUUCAAUCAUUUUCCAUUUGCGAGAAGCGCGUGCAAGUUUGGCUCACUGCAGCUUCAGGAAUAUUUUAGCGGCCACCAUCCGGUCCUGGUCUAGCUUGUUCUUCUUGCCGGAAUUUUCAAGGAUAUGUAAGCCGGAGCGCCGGGUAGAUUCGAAGGAACAGUGUCACUCACUGGCCGCAGAUACACCCUUAGAAUGCUAGCAAUACGCCUAAUGAAAUGCUCCUAGAAGUGGCGCUCGCACGUCACUCAUGCGGUUGAAACGUCUCAGCACAGCGAGGUUCAAGCUCACAUUUCUCGGAGAGCUAUGGGUUUCGCAACAUCGAAAACAGUGAUGAUCACCCAGUGGCUUCCGUAUUUGCAGCCGACUUACGAUUUGGCGCAAAGCAAGUGGUGCCCCUAUGGCUAGUUUUCUUCUGUGCAGGAGCAGUUUCACUGCGCAUGGAAGACUAAAAUUUUUAGUAAUCACGAACAUCAAACACAGUAUUCAGUUCGCUACUUAAACUUCUUAGUGAAUUACAGGAACACGGAGAAAUAUCGUGACUGUGAGUGCAGCGCACCGUGCCACCACGCGAUAUGCAUAACCGUUCUUGAAAAUGAUUCAUUGUAGUAAGAAUUAUUACACUUCUGUGCACUGUCACAACAUAAUGUAACCAUUUUUUUUCGUCUAUAUGCUACACUAUAGACUAAUUAUGCUAAAUAUAACGACGCGCAAUGACAACAGACCGAGUAGCAGAUGGCGCGCACAUCGCGACGUAGGAUGUAUUGUAGCCACGUAGUGUAGUGACGCGGAGAAGCAAUUACGCCACUCGGAACAACUACCCAUCUAGCCACCAUAGCAAAGGCAAAGCUACGAGGACUCGCUAACACGUGUGGAGCUACUGCUCUGCUCCUGUUUUACAACGCCAAGUAGUGCCGACGUUUUGCUGGCAGCUUACAGGACCAGAAAGACCACACGUGGACACCCAAAAGCCAUAAAUCUAGGAGCAGCAAGAAAAGGAGGUCAUUUUUCUAAUCAAGAUUUUUAUUCGUUAUGAAAUAAAUCAUGAAC